Penaeus monodon (black tiger shrimp) is the source of this 716-nucleotide messenger RNA. RefSeq lists its product as uncharacterized. Lineage: Eukaryota; Metazoa; Arthropoda; Malacostraca; Decapoda; Penaeidae. The transcript is spliced from 4 exons. Bases 111 to 659 code for a protein of 182 amino acids. The record is from RefSeq and is a predicted model, not a curated record.
GUGUGUGUGUGUGUGUGUGUGUGUGUGUGUGUGCUUAUCCCCUAUCCUAUCCUCUGGCUUACUCAGACGCUGUGGGUCACGACACAAUCUGCUCCUCCAGUGUGCGAGCGAUGCCGGCGUCAGCGCCAGGACUCCCUUCACUACGGCUCCUUGUGGUCCUCGCUGCCGCGUCUGUCGCUCCUUCGGCGUCGGCUGAAGACAUGGACUGCAGCCGGUCUGCGAGCUACCUCGACUACGUCCUCCACGGGGGCGAGCGAACCGCUACCUUCUUCGUCAGCGGCAGGGACGAGGGCCUGGAGGCGGUGCGGAUUCGUGUCUAUGACUACGACAACCACUGGGAUUUCGCGCUCAAGCCGUCUCACUUCCGCCACGACCUCCGGUGGGAGGAAUGGUACAACGUCACAGUAGCUCAAGAGGAGGAGCGCCUGGAGGUAUUUGUCAACGGCAGAAUCGCCACCUACCAACAGGCAGUAGACAGCACAAAAAUUACUCAUAUAACAGUGAUCCUUAAAGGCGAAGGCAACCUGACAUGGUGUGAUCCACGUGGAGACUAUACGAGACUGCAAAUUGCCCUCAUUGCUUCUGGUGUUGCAGCGGCAGUGUUGUUGCUGAUGUUGGUGUUACUUUGGUGCUGGUGCAAGCGACGUCGAUCGCUGUAGCUCCGAACACACACAUACACACACACACACACACACACACACACACACACACACACA